Molecule: messenger RNA, 895 nt
Organism: Babjeviella inositovora NRRL Y-12698
Lineage: Eukaryota; Fungi; Ascomycota; Pichiomycetes; Serinales
Exons: 1
Coding region: 128-784 (218 amino acids)
Cellular component (GO): endomembrane system; membrane
Source: RefSeq, a predicted model, not a curated record
GUCGUUAGCCUCCCACUGACAUGCAUCACGCUUUUCUAGAAAGGUAGGUGACUCUAUAUAAAGAGGCCCUCCCCCAACCAAUCGCGCAAGUCGAUCAUACUAACACCUUACGCUACGCUAUUUCAAUAUGAGAACUGUGGGCAACCCAACCGCGCUUGUCUUGAACAUCGUGUCCUUCCUUAUCGGGGCCUACGGCUUCUAUCUUCUCUCGUUUGUGGAGCUCCCACCAGCCUUGAAGAGCGGUGGCCAGUUCCAGUUUCUCACCAACCUCUCGUUGGUUGUGUCCAUGGUAUAUUUCUUCCUCGGUGCAGUGGCCCAUAUCACCAAGCAACAAGGCUUGUUUUAUGCGAAAAACCAGGUUCAUGUCGUUGCCUUGACCCUUGAAAGUAUAGUUGCCGGAGUGUACUGGCCAUUGCGGUUCUUUGCUGUCGAUAUGAUUGCCGUAGAGGGUAUGAUACCACCAGUGCCCCUUGAUCUUGCGAUCCACUUAAUGCCUAUUACCAGUUUGGUGUUGGAUUGCUGGUUGUUCAUGCCAUCCUGGACGGUUUCGGACAGGGUGGUUCUCCGGGAAUGUGCUGUCAUUUCUGUCGGGUACUGGUACUGGCUCGAACACUCAUUGAAAUUGGCAACCUUUCCUUACCCCUUUUUGAACGUCCCAGCGCUUCCUAGAUUCGCCAUCUACGUGGUUAUCACAUUAUUUGCGUAUGCUAACUACUUGUUGCAGAAGCAGUUGUGCAACAGGUUUAUUGGUGCGCAACUGGAACGUACCAAAAAGGCAGUGUAACCGAAUAUGAUACAAAAGGUAAAGAUCGUCGUGGGUAUACACCGCUAUUCGCUUUUGCCUGUAGGAUUCGUAAUUUACCUCAACGUUACACGUAUUCAAUAUUACUAUCGA